UAAAAAGAGGUCGAAAAUUGUCAAAAAGAGACAAAAGUUGGUUAACCCACGGAGUUCAAUUUAUAGUCAACCAAUUUGAUUACCAUUGGUGUGCGAUAUUGUCUCCUUUUUGUCGACUGGAGACAAAAGGAAACAACAAAUUGUCAAAAAGAGACAAACGGAGGUCGGAAAUUGUCAAAUGGAGACAAAAAUUGGUCGUCUUGGGUAGUUCAAUUUACAGUUAAUCAACUUGUUGACCAUUGGUGUGCGAUUUUGUCUCCUUUUGUCAAAGAAAAAUAUCUCUGUCUCUUUCUGCCAAUUGACAAAUAGUUUCAUUUUUAUGGCGUGAGCGUGAGCGAAAGAAACGUGGAGCUUGUGAAUAAACGUUUGUGCAUUUAAGUUGAAGUGGAAAAAUGAGUGUUUCUGGUGAGGAAGAAGUGGAGGAUGCUGAACUUCGGGAAUUAUGCAGAGAUUUUGGAGUAGAAGAACUCUACGAAGGCUUAUUAGGUAAUAUGUUAAAUAUAACCUCAAAUUCGCAGGAGCCCUAUUGAAAAUUUUUAUUUUUUUCUAAUUAAAGCGAAAAAAGUCACUGUAGACAUCCUAAAGAAUGCCCAUUUGAUGGAUAUAGAGGCAUUCUUACCCUCUGACGCAACGAGAGUGAUUUUUAAAUCACAUUGGAGGAAGUGGAAGGCAGCCCUUCCGGAUUCUCUAAAUCCGGAAGGGUGUAUGAGGGAGUGCCUUGUACAUUGUCAGAAUGUAUCCAAUCCAGCACAAGUACAAGGUUAAUCGAAAACAACAUGGUUUUCAAUCCAUCUGGAGGACAUUCUAAUGUCUAUGCCAGGAAGCGACAAUAUCAAAGAAUAUUAUUCUCGGCAUGGAAAGUUUGAUAAAUGUUGGAGAGAUGAAUUGGUUGAUAGGAUUCUGGACUACUUCGAUGCACAUAAUAUCCAAAUUACAUGCAAGAUGAUGGCUCAAAUUUCUGAGGAAAUUUCAGAGAUGUUCCCGACAAAAGAAAAGGUUAAAUACUUCUCUCCCAAAAAUGCGGCUCACAAAUAUUACGGGGGGCUCUUGUUUUCUCGCAAUCACAACCGUCAACGUCCUUUGAAGCGAGAGAUUCGAAAGGAGACUCAUAGUGAGGUAGUUGAAAUGGUUGCUGAUCCGGAAAUCAAUUUGAGCAACCUGAAAGAACAGUUGAUGACAAUGACCCCGGAGACAGAGAUUUCAAAUGAAUCUUUAACGCUCUGGAUAAAGUGUUUCCCUUUGAGGAAGGAGGAUCUUUUAAAGAGUGACUCAAAUGAUAUUAUAGAGCAAUGGCCACUAUUUGCACACAAGGAGGGCAAUCUUUUGAUUUAUUCUGAUUUCUCUAGGAUGUUCAGUGAAGCAAGAGAGUGUACUGCCAUAAAGAUCUGUUCUUUAACAUGAGCAUAUUAUUGGAUGCUGUAGAUUUAUGCUUUAAGGCUUUUCAUGUCCUUCAUGCUGGAAAAUACGCUCUCGAAUGUGAAACAGUGUGGUAUCUAGUGCAGAAUUUUUUCUAUGGGAUUUCAACUAACAAUG
Messenger RNA from Phlebotomus papatasi, 1533 nucleotides. RefSeq lists its product as uncharacterized. NCBI's taxonomy places the organism in Eukaryota, Metazoa, Arthropoda, Insecta, Diptera, Psychodidae. The record is from RefSeq and is a predicted model, not a curated record. Bases 808 to 1401 code for a protein of 197 amino acids. The transcript is spliced from 3 exons.